Funneliformis mosseae is the source of this 420-nucleotide messenger RNA. The record is from the annotation of a GenBank genome assembly. NCBI's taxonomy places the organism in Eukaryota, Fungi, Glomeromycota, Glomeromycetes, Glomerales, Glomeraceae.
AUGCAAUCUUCCGAAUCAAAUAAUACAAAUAAUGAUGAUAAGUCAUUAAAAACUCGAGAACAGAAUCAAAUCAUAACGAAGGUGAAUGAACCUAUUCUUGAGACUUUGUCUAAAACCCCAUAUCCGGUUUGGUCAAUGGCAACGUUAUGUUUAGGUUCGUCAGGAAUCAUGGCAAGGAAUUAUCCUGGGAUGCCUUCAAUGUGGACAUGUUUAGGUUUUAGUUUAAUAUUUUCUUUUUCGGGGUAUAUGACCUAUACGGGUGAUUUUUAUAAUGGGGCAGGAACUUCAACAUCUUGGUCAUUGAUAUAUAGUUUAUUUAAUGUUGAAAGAUCCUUUAAAUCAAGGAAACCUUUGCCUAUUUUAAUGUCUUCGCUCGCGUUAUCUAACGCUUAUAUUUAUGGAAAAUAUUAUUUCUUUUAA